AUGCACUUCAAGAUCCUCUCCGCUGUCUUUGUCGCUCUGUCGCUCGGCUUUGCAUCAUCCUGUGCACCACUCAGGGUUCGCACGGACUACAACAAUUUGUACUUCGGUGCGACAGCCGUCGACAUCGCAGUACCACCCGGUGAAUACAGACCGUCCAGCCUUGAGCACAGCUCUAGCUCUCAAAAGUGGACCAUUAACCCCGACGAAUUUAACGAUUUGCGCUUCGGUUCGGGUACGGUCAUAGGCUCAAUUGGAAUGAGUAAGGGAGAGGAUGCUUCGAGCCGUACUUAG
Fibroporia radiculosa is the source of this 291-nucleotide messenger RNA. RefSeq lists its product as uncharacterized. The record is from RefSeq and is a predicted model, not a curated record. The transcript is spliced from 3 exons. Bases 1 to 291 code for a protein of 96 amino acids. NCBI's taxonomy places the organism in Eukaryota, Fungi, Basidiomycota, Agaricomycetes, Polyporales, Fibroporiaceae.